UCUGUGGUCGAGAGUACAAGCCUUUGAUUGCUUUUCAUUGUUAUUGAUGGUUUUAUAAUACUUUUAGAUGCCAAUGCGAUAAAACUUCAUGGUCAUAGACUUAUAGUGAGGUCCAAUUUCUUUCAUGUCUGGAUGCUUCUUCAUUGUUUUCUUUUUAGUUCAUGUAUUCAAUUUACUCUUCAUCCCUCUCUCUCUCUCACUCCCUCUCCCUCUCUAUGUCUCUUUUUGAGCGGACAUUCUUCGUCCCUUUCUUGCUAUGUGUGCCUGUUUGAUGUUAACAAAACUAAAGUGUAGUGGUACUUUGGGAAUAUAUUCUGCAGGAAGACUUUUGCUUGUAGUCUAGGCCACUGGGGUGAAUAUAGUGGACAUAGUGUUUUAUAUUAAGCUGACCUGUCUGUCCAAUUUGAUCUGAUUGUUGAGUAUAAAUUGACAAGUUUUUGAAUAUCAUUCGUGGAUAGAUAUUCCAAAUCUUUUACAUUGAACACAAGCAAGUUUUAAUGCGUUACACCGAUAUUAUAACUACUGUGGUAACUUUGCUUAUUUUAUUUUAUCAGUAAAAACAUGUUUGAGAAUGUGAAGAUGCAGAGUUUGUGCUUAAUUUAACUCUAUGUUAUUAGUAGCUUACUUCUAAUACAGGUAAGGUCAGCAACAUUGGACACUUGGCUACCAGAGCAGGUUGCUUUUAUUCAAACAAUGGGAAAUGAGAAAGCAAAUAGCUACUGGGAAGCCAAACUGCCUCCAAACUAUGACCGAGUUGAGAUUGAGAAUUUUAUUCGUGCCAAAUACAAAGAAAAAAGGUGGGCAUCUCAGGAUAACAGAUUUAAAUCACCUUCAAAGGCCCAAGAAGAAAUGGAUCCUGAAAAUAAGCAAAAAUCCAGUGAUACAGGGAGAGAGAAUAUUAACUUUGUGAAAUCUUUGGACAAGAAGGAUAAUACACCGCAGAGUACAAGGAAAGAUAAUCGUGUGAUUCCUAAAGUACCCAUCCGGGUACCCUCUGAGUCAAAGUUGGAAACAGGGAGAACACAAGUGGUAUCUCCAGAGGUAGCUCCUGCUAGAGUUACUGCCACAACAACCACUCCAUCAAAAGUUGAAUGCACCGGUGAUCUCUUGAACAUGCUUUCUGUGGAUGGUCCAUGCGAAAAUGGGCCAGAAUCAUCUUCAUUUGAUACUAAUGCAUGGGUAAAAUUUGAGUCUGAAGAACUAACCAGUGCCUCACAGAAGAACACCACAGCAUCUGUUGAUUGCAAGAAUGCAAUUACAGGAGCUGAGGACCUAUUUAAGGAUUCAUCUCUGUUACAGUCUUCAACUCAAAAGAAACACCAGACAAAUAAAAAUGGUAUCAUGUGCCCGUUUGAUAAGUGUGAUGGUUCACAGUCCAGUAUGAUAUCUCCAUUUGGGCUUCAUCAACAACAGCAGGUGUUCCUUUCCCAGCAGAAAGAUUUUCCUAUGGCUGCCGACAAAUUUGACGAUACACCUCCAGUAUUUACUAGAGGAACUCAUCAACGAAGUGUUAGUGAUUCAAUCACAAUGCAAGGAUACACUGCAGCACAAAGUUGGGCAAACUUUAGUCAUCAGGUUCCAGGGAACGUGCCACUAGCUGCGCAGCUGUAUUCCAAUAACUCAAGAGAGCAGAUGGGAAGUGUCACUUGUCCCCACCCAUCUGGGAGCUAUGGCCCUGUCACUGCAUCUGGUCUGCAUGCUCAGGGGUCCAUUGCAUCUGUGAAUGAGGCAACUGCUGCUGGUGGAGGAGUAAAUAAGCCCCAUACAUCUUUCCGAUCUACUGCUAGUACCCAUUCACUUGGGGAUUUUGAUUUCUCAUCACUAACUGAAGGCAUGUUUUCAAAACAUUGAGCAACAGAAUGCUGAUCUCAGAUCGUCUCGGAAGUCUCCUUCCCAUAUGUUAUUCUUUAUUUUCUCUGAAAAGAAAAAAGAUUGAAAUACAUGUCCUAACUUCCAUUCUCAAACCAGUCUGUUAGUUCUUUGAUGCUGUAAUGUUAUAUGUAAAAAUGCUAAUAAUUAAUAAAGGUUACAGAUUGCUGAGCUUCAA
Molecule: messenger RNA, 2047 nt
Organism: Musa acuminata AAA Group (dessert banana)
Lineage: Eukaryota; Viridiplantae; Streptophyta; Magnoliopsida; Zingiberales; Musaceae
Product: ADP-ribosylation factor GTPase-activating protein AGD5-like
Exons: 8
Coding region: 694-1851 (385 amino acids)
Molecular function (GO): GTPase activator activity
Source: RefSeq, a predicted model, not a curated record